CUGAACUUCCUGUUUUGAAACGAGCCGAUAGCCUAAGUUUCGCUUCUGGAAUUCAUUGUCCUUUAUGGUUGUAUUUAUUUGUGGAAUAACUAAACCGACACAAAAUGGCAAGCGUGUCGUACCACAUAGCAAAUUUGCUGGAGAAAAUGACGUCUACAGACAAAGACUUUCGUUUCAUGGCCACUAAUGAUCUGAUGGCUGAGCUACAGAAAGACUCCAUAAAGCUGGAUGAUGACAGUGAGAGAAAGGUGGUUAAAAUGCUGUUAAAAUUACUGGAAGAUAAAAAUGGAGAAGUUCAAAAUCUAGCAGUGAAAUGCCUUGGUCCACUUGUGAGCAAAGUGAAAGAGUUUCAAGUGGAGACAAUUGUAGACACACUAUGCAGCAACAUGUUGUCAGAUAAGGAACAACUGAGAGAUAUUUCUAGUAUAGGACUGAAGACAGUAAUAACAGAGUUGCCACCUUCCUCAACCACUCUGGCUGCUAGCAUCUGUAAAAAGAUCACAACACGCCUUACAAAUGCCAUUGCCAAGCAAGAAGAUGUACCUGUACAACUUGAAGCUUUGGAUAUUCUUGGAGAUUUGUUAAGUCGAUUUGGUGGUUUGUUGAUCAGUUUUCAUAUUACAAUUAAGCAAGCCUUAUUGCCUCAGUUGUCAAGUCCAAGGUUAGCUGUAAGAAAGAGAGCGAUCAUUGCUAUUGGACACUUAGUGAUGAGCUGCAGUACAUCACUCUUCAAUGAGUUGAUUGAGUAUCUUUUGACUGAAUUGACCAAGAACUCAUCAACUUCUACCACUCGUACCUACAUCCAGUGUGUGGGCGCCAUCAGUCGUCAGGCUGGGGGUAGAUUUGGUGAAUACCUAGAUAAAAUGGUACCACUCAUUGUAAGAUUCUGUAAGACGGAUGAUGAUGAGCUAACAGAGUUUUGCCUUCAAGCAUUUGAAUCAUUUGUACGACGAUGUCCUAAAGAGGUUUCUAACUUUAUUCCUGAUAUAAUAGCUAUUUGCUUGAAGUAUGUGUGUCAUGACCCUAAUUACAAUUAUGAUGAUGAUGAAGAUGAAGAAAUGGAUACAGAUGUCCAAGAAGAGGAGGAUGAUGAGGAAACAGAGGAUGAAUACAGUGAUGAUGAUGACAUGAGCUGGAAGGUCAGGAGGUCAGCAGCUAAAUGCCUGGAAGCUGUUGUUAGCACCCGUCAUGAUAUGUUGCCAGAGUUUUAUAAAACUGUAUCUCCAGCCUUGAUUGCCAGGUUUAAAGAGCGAGAGGAAAAUGUAAAAUCAGAUAUAUUUCAUGCUUACAUUGCAUUACUGAAACAAACUCGUCCAGUUAUUAUUGCUGGAGUGGACAAUACUGAAGCUCAAGAAGGUCCAUUGAAUAUGCUACGUGCACAAGUGCCUGACAUUGUCAGAGCAGUCCACAGACAGCUGAAGGAGAAAAGCAUCAAAACUAGGCAAGGGUGUUUCAGCCUGCUGACUGAGCUGGUCCUAGUGCUGCCCGGGGCCUUGGACCAGCACUUGACCAGUUUGAUGCCAGGGAUCCAGUACUCCCUAGGAGACAAGAACACCAGCUCCAACAUGAAGAUUGACACUUUGUCUUUUCUGAACACUUUGCUGAGUAACCACAGCCAUGUUGUGUUCCAUCCUCACAUUAAAGCUUUGGUGCCGCCGAUUGUCAAUGCUGUUGGGGAUCAAUUUUACAAGAUAACAUCAGAGGCACUUCUAGUAACACAGCAGUUGGUCAAAGUACUUCGGCCUUUGGAUCAAAAGUCCAACUUUGAUUACAACCCCUAUGUGAAAAGUUUAUAUGCUUGUACAGUGAAACGCUUGAAGGCAGCUGAUAUAGAUCAGGAGGUGAAAGAAAGAGCUAUUGCAUGCAUGGGACAAAUUGUUGCCAACUUAGGAGAUUGUUUGUUAGCAGAAUUGAAAGAAUGCCUUCCCAUCUUUUUAGAGAGACUGAAAAAUGAAAUUACAAGAUUGACAACUGUUAAAGCUCUUACAUUAAUUGCACAAUCACCAUUGGCCAUUGACAUUAGGUUUAUAUUGGAAGAAGGUUUCCCUAUCCUGGCCUCUUUCUUGAGGAAGAAUCAGCGAGCUCUAAAACUGAGUACCCUCCAGUGCCUAGAUGUUGUUGUCAAAAACUAUGGUGGAGCUGUGAAUGGCUACAUGCUAGCUGACGUCAUGAAGGAAAUGCCUCCUCUAAUCAAUGAGAAUGAUCUUCAUAUUUCACAGCUGACUCUGAAUCUGUUGACCAGUAUUUCCAGAAGCCAUAAACAGUCUAUUUCCAACAUCCAGACAGAGAUUCUGCCACAGAUCCUAAUUCUGGUUCAGUCUCCACUGUUACAGGGUGGGGCCCUCAAUGCUGUCUUGGAAUUCUUCAGAGCACUUAUAGCUUUGAGCUUACCAAAACUGGGGUUUAGGGACCUUCUGCAGAUGUUGAUUCUUCCCGUCUAUGACACAAGACUUACAAGUGGUCCUAUCCACCGUCAGGCCUACCACUCCAUAGCUCGCUGUGUUGCUGCUCUGACAGAAAUGAGUCCCAUAGAAGCCUCCAAUGUGGUUGCCCAAUUUGUUAGUGAUAUCAAGAAUCCUAAAUCUACAGAGCACAUAGUUUUAUUUUCUUUGCUCGCACUCGGAGAAAUAGGAAAAAAUAUAGACUUAAGUUCUCAUGGAGACAUACAGAAUGUCAUAUUAGAAUGUUUCUCUUCUCCUAAUGAGGAAGUCAAGUCCGCAGCUUCUUAUGCUCUUGGAAAUGUUAGUGUUGGAAAUCUGCCCAAAUUUUUGCCUUUUGUUUUACAAGAGAUAGAAAACCAACCAAAGAGACAGUAUUUGUUGUUACACUCCCUGAAAGAGAUAAUCAACUGUGAGUCCAGUUCUCAGACGGGGUUAGAAAUUUUAAAAUCUUAUGUGAAAACCAUAUGGACUAUGUUAUUCCAUAACUGUGAGUGUCCCGAAGAAGGAACACGCAAUGUGGUGUCUGAAUGUAUGGGCAAACUGACUCUUGUUGACCCGAGGAAUUUGAUAGGUAGUCUUCAGCAGCAUUUGAAUGAUGCUUCACCUCUGGCUAGGAGUACAGUUGUCACAGCUAUCAAAUUUACUAUAUCGGAUCAGCCUCAGCCCAUUGACCCCCUACUUAAAACAUGCAUUGGUGACUUCUUGCGUACGUUACAAGAUGAAGACCUGACUGUGCGCAGGGUGGCAUUAGUUACUUUUAACUCAGCAGCUCACAAUAAGCCAUCAUUAAUCAGAGAUUUACUAGAGACAGUGUUACCACACCUGUACAACGAAACUAAAGUCAGGAAAGAACUUAUUCGUGAAGUUGAGAUGGGUCCAUUUAAACACACUCUUGAUGAUGGCUUGGAUAUAAGGAAGGCUGCUUUUGAAUGUAUGUACACACUUUUGGAUUCCUGUUUAGAUCGUUUGGAUAUCUUUGAGUUUUUAAAUCAUGUCGAGGAUGGCUUGAAAGAUCAUUACGACAUUAAGAUGUUAACCUACUUGAUGUUGGUCAGACUCUCACACCUGUGUCCGUCGGCAGUUUUACAGCGUCUAGACAGGUUGGUAGAACCCAUUAGAGCUACAUGUACUACAAAGGUAAAAGCCCAUUCUGUCAAACAAGAGUAUGAGAAACAGGAAGAACUUAAGCGCUCAGCCUUGAGAGCAGUGGUGGCUUUACUCAACAUUGCUGAUGCUGAUAAAAGCCCUCAGAUGAAUGACUUCAUGACUCACAUUAAAGCAACCCCAGAGCUAGCCGCCAUGUAUGAGACCAUCCAGAAAGAUGCGACAUCCACAGGCCAGGAGAUCAUGACCAUGGAUACCAGUUAGACUGUACAGACAGAAUGUUUAACUCAGAGCUAACCUGUUGUAUGUUUGUUCUAGGAUGCUUGGAAAAUUGUGUCUCCUACUCUUUGCCAAUGAUUCAUUUCUUUCUUUCUCAACAAUUCAAGAGUCUGGAGUAAUAUUCGCUCAACUAGAUGUGAAGUGUCCCCUACUAAAUGUUUACUUGUUAUAGCACCAUCAUUGUGAAUACAGCUAAUCAAGUAUAACAAAGUAGCUUUUUAAAUGUGCCCAUACAAAUUUAAGCAUUACAUUUAGUAUUUUAUACUUAAAAUCUCAAUUUUCAUUGGAUCAGAAACUGCUUUUCAUAGACAUGUUUUAUGUUAUCCAGAAAUGUUUUGUUUUGUUUCAACCGCUACAUCAAAAAGUUUGUGAAACUAUUCAGUCUCUUUAAAUUUUCUAUUAGAAUGCUGUUUUGUUUUGGUGAUAUUUAUUUUUGGCUUAUUUUUCAAGUAAUAAUAAAUAGAAAUAAACAGAAAAGAUUGCAAUGUGGAUAUAAUGCAUUGAUGAAAAUAUUUCCAUCUUGUUCCACCUUGAUCUACAUUUGACCUGUUAAUUGAACGUGUUCUUAAGAGGUCUUGCAGACUGUCAAGUAUAAUCUUUAGUCACAUAACUUGUGCAUACUUGCAACUUACUUCGAUGGAUUGAAAACAAUUUUUUGUUUAAGUGUACGUGGAUAGAAAUUGUAGCCCUCUAGUUUAGGUGUAAGACUGGAUUAAAAACAUCCUCUCCCCUUUUGGUUUUGCACUCAGGUCUGCUUCCUUUAAACAAAAUAAUUUUUAAAAAAAUUAUUUUCUAUUUGGUUGUAAUUUAUUUGAAACCUUUUUCUCCAGCUGAUGUUAAAAUGUGUAUGAAUUGUCCACUGUGUUUAAAGUGUUUCUGACUGAUGUAUUUAUACAAGUUGAGCUUUUUUCUUUUUUUUUUUUGCAUCUCAGACAUUUCAUUUGUAAGUGUAAGAGAGAAACCCUUCUGUUUUUGUUUUUUUAAAUUAAAGGUAGAGAAUUAAAAAAAUGUCAGUAAAACAUCUCACUUAAAAUUGUAUGUCUACCAGUUCCUAUACUACUGCUGUUCAAAAGUCAUCACCAAUAUAAUAGCUGAAUGAAAUGUAACAUUUUAGUUAUAUGUUUGUAUAUAAUAUUAUACUACUUAGUGCUGUUAUAAUGGGAUCCCAGUUUUUUAAGGGUCAUUUCUAUCAACUAAUUAAAGAAAACAUACAACAAAAAAUGUCUGAUUCAACUAUUUUUUGUUACAAUCCAACUAUUCAUUUUUAAACAGUUUGAAUAAUCAAGUUGCUACUACAAUUUGUCAGUCAUUAAAAACUGCAGUGAUACAUAAAAGGCAUUAACCUGUAUAUUGAAUGCUAUUUUGUGGAUGCAGUAAAUGAUUAGUUUUGAUGAACUAAAGUCUACUCUAUUUUAGAAGGAUAAUGAUGUAAAAAUACCUAUGUUGAGAAACUCCCUAUGUAUUUCUAGAUGUUUGCAAUGAUGUGGUUCAAGUAAUGUCUGUGUCCACCUAGGCUCUAAAAUUAGCUUUAUCUUUUUGGUUACUCAGUUUUCAAUAUUUUAAAUGUGUUUUAUUCUGAGAAAUACAUAAUAAAUCGUUCUCUUGGUU
Messenger RNA from Biomphalaria glabrata, 5432 nucleotides. RefSeq names its product cullin-associated NEDD8-dissociated protein 1-like. The transcript has 31 exons. Bases 105 to 3809 code for a protein of 1234 amino acids. The record is from RefSeq and is a predicted model, not a curated record. Gene Ontology annotation, cellular component: nucleus. Lineage: Eukaryota; Metazoa; Mollusca; Gastropoda; Planorbidae. Gene Ontology annotation, biological process: protein ubiquitination; SCF complex assembly.